This is a messenger RNA of Podospora pseudocomata, 216 nucleotides long. RefSeq lists its product as uncharacterized. NCBI's taxonomy places the organism in Eukaryota, Fungi, Ascomycota, Sordariomycetes, Sordariales, Podosporaceae. The transcript is spliced from 2 exons. The coding region runs from base 37 to 216 and encodes 59 amino acids. The record is from RefSeq and is a predicted model, not a curated record.
GGUAUCGAGUGUGGUCCAGGAUCCCUAGGUUGCAAGAUGAGCACCAGGCUAGGAACAAACCGCGCUUCUCUGUCCCAUGAAGCCUUUCCUCUCCUCAACCUCAGAGCUCAGUACCGGCCCAGUGGACGGAAUGGAGGGAAGGGGAGAGGAGGGGGUGUGCAACACCACACCAGGCUUUGGACGUUUGACGCCGCACCCACCAACUUGGAUAUAUAG